AUGUUCGGUUGUUUCAACCGGAAGUUCAAGAUCAGCGAGUCGGAGCCGCCGCCGGACGUGCGGGAGGCGUUCUGGCGGUAUGCGGAGGGUUCCGAUCACAUGACGGCCUAUCAGCUCCACCGGUUCAUGGUGGACCACCAGCAUGACGUGGCGUGCACCACCAGCCAAGUGGAUGCCGUGAUGCAGGCGGUUUUCAGCCACCGUCACCACUCGGACUCGAGGCGCCACCACCACCACUUCACGCUCGAGGACUUCUUCUAUUACCUCUUUCAGGACGACCUCAAUGGCCCCGUUUGUCCCACGGUCCGUGUCCACGUCACCUUUUUAGCCCCAUUUUGUCCCUUUUUAGCCCCAACGGCCCCGUUUGUCCCACCACCACCAGAUGUGCACCAUGACAUGACUGCUCCAUUGCAACAUUACUUCAUAUACACAGGUCACAAUUCAUAUUUGACUGGAAACCAGCUCAGCAGUGACUGCAGCGAAAUCCCGAUCGUUAAAGCUCUCGAAAAUGGCGUGAAGGGCAUAGAGCUCGAUUUGUGGCCUAAUUCCGCAAAGGACAACGUGCAUGUACUUCAUGGAAGGACUCUAACAACUCCAGUGCCACUCAUGAAAUGCUUGAAGUCCAUUAAAGAGCACGCGUUCGUUAAAUCUCCCUACCCCGUUAUUAUUACAUUAGAGGAUCAUCUUACACCAGAACUUCAGGCUAAAGUGGCAGAGAUGGUGUCUCAAAUUUUCGGAGACAUGCUAUAUUGCCCUGAAUCGGGUUGCUUGGAGGAAUUUCCUUCGCCUGAGGCCUUAAAACACAAAAUCGUACUCUCCACAAAGCCACCAAAAGAAUACCUGGGCACGAAUAUUGUUAACAACAAGGAUGGAGAAUCCUCGUCGCCAAAGGAAAAAUAUUCUUCUGACGACGAGCCUGAACCACCCGAAGGUGAUGACAAGAGUGAUAGUGAUGAUGAAGAUUGCGAAAGCUUUAAUCAGAAAUCGGGAGCUGCUGCACCAGAGUACAAGCGUCUCAUAGCCAUCCAUGCAGGGAAUGCGAAAAACAAGAGCUUGAGGCAAGUGCUCAAAAUCCGAGGUAAUAAAGCCGUUAGACUUAGUUUGAGCGAACAAGAACUCGAAAAGGCUGCCGCAUUGUACGCUACUGAUGUAGUAAGGUUUACACAAAAGAACAUAUUGAGGGUAUAUCCUAAGGGAACGCGCGUGACCUCGUCGAACUUUAGGCCGAUUAACGGGUGGAUUCACGGAGCACAAAUGGUCGCUUUUAACAUGCAGGGGUAUGGAAAAUCCUUAUGGAUGAUGCAAGGUUUGUUUAGAUGCAACGGCGAGUGUGGUUACAUUAAAAAACCGGACGUUCUUAUGGAGAAAAACCGAAGCAACGAGCCCUUUGAUCCCAGUUUACCGUGGCCAGUCAGAAAAACGUUAAAGGUAAUCGUGUACAUGGGAGACGGUUGGCGUAUGGAUUUCAGCCAUACGCAUUUCGACACGUUUUCGCCACCGGAUUUCUAUACAAAGAUAUACAUACUCGGCGUGCCAGCCGAUGAUGCAAAGAGGAAAACACGGGUAAUAGAAGACGAUUGGGCUCCAUAUUGGGACCAAGAGUUCACAUUCCCGUUAAGAAUACCCGAAUUAGCUUUAUUGAGGAUAGAAGUUCGAGAGUAUGAUAGAUCGGAUAAAGAUGAUUUUGGUGGGCAAACGUGCUUGCCCGUGUCUGAGUUGAGACCUGGAAUUCGAGCUGUCCCAUUGUACGACAAGAAAGGAAAGAAGUUUAAGUCCGUGAGGCUUCUCAUGCGGUUUAAGUUCGAAUGAUUUGCGCAUUUUUCUCUGUAUGUUUUGUUCUUUGGAAAAAAGAAAGGAAAAAAAUGUGGUUCUUUCUCUUGGACAAUGAUGUUUUGCUUGAUUUUUUCUCAGGUCCAUUAGUGAGUAAUAUCUAUGUACAUUAGUUUGCUGCAUUUGUUGAGAACAAGAGAGAUCAUAUGUAUAUGGAAUGUGGUGAAU
This is a messenger RNA of Striga asiatica, 1998 nucleotides long. NCBI's taxonomy places the organism in Eukaryota, Viridiplantae, Streptophyta, Magnoliopsida, Lamiales, Orobanchaceae. The record is from the annotation of a GenBank genome assembly.